GGAUCCGUAGCCAAGGAAACGGGUGUAGCUACAACAACACUGUGCGAGUUACAUAAAAUUUUGUCGAAACCUAAGAAACUAUUAAUUUACCUUAACUUAUAAAUAGGGUUUUCACAAAUAUUUUAAUAAAGGUGAUUACAGCAAAUGCUGCGAGUGAUGAGUUUUUUGACAGAUUAGAAUGGCUGGCAGACUUUGAGUGCGCGGGCGACGAGGUGCUGGUGGAGUCGUCUCCGCCCGCCUCGCCCGACAUGGCGGCGAGACUAGCGGCACCCUCACAGGGUGCCGGUGCGGGCGGUACUUCUCCCAGCGACGUGCGUGAGCUAAUCGUCAUACCGGAGCUGCCCAAUGCCAUACACUUACAGCAUGCUAUUCAACAAGUAUCGAGCACUGUGGUGGAUGUGAACGGCGACAGUUCCGGCCACUCUAGUCCCACCACGGAGGCUCAGCACACCUACAUCGUCACUAUCGAGAACGCAUGGGACCAAGACUCGCUGCACAUCAAGUCUGAGACGCAGAGUGAUGAGGAAGUGAUGAGUGAGGGCAGUAACGGAGUCAACUAUCAUGUGCAAUAUGUGGAGCCGCAAGAAAUAUACACCCAGACAGGCCAUCAGACACAUAUGGAAACCCUCCGCACGUACCCGGUGUACAACGUGACCAGCGUGGGAGGCGUGGGCGGCGUGGGCGGCGUGGGCGGCGUGGGCGGCGUGGGCGAGGCGGGCGCCGUGACCGCCGUGACGGCCGUGACGGCGCCGCCCGACGACUGGAGCGCGGAGUUCACGUUCGCGGCCGAGCAGCCCGCGUCGCCCGCGCCGCCCGCGCGCAUGCCGCCCGCCACGGUGCAGUGGCUGCUGGAGCACUACGAGACGGCCGAGGGCGUGUCGCUGCCGCGCUCCACGCUGUACGCGCACUACCUGCGCCACUGCUCCGCGCACCGCCUGGAGCCCGUCAACGCCGCCUCCUUCGGCAAGCUCAUCCGCUCCGUGUUCGUGGGCCUGCGCACGCGCCGCCUGGGCACGCGCGGGAACUCCAAGUACCACUACUACGGCAUCCGCGCCAAGCCCUCCGCGCAGCGGGACCUGCCCGCCGCGCUGCCCAAGCCCGACCUGGAGGAGGACCAGCCCGAGCCGAGGGAACGCGAUAUCGACCAAAACCCAGUAGGCCUGGGUGGGAUAGCUCAUCGUCAGUACCUGGGAUCUGUCAGCGCUCCCGAGCCUCCGGAGCUCACUAUUGAGGAUUUGCCAGAAGAUAUAACACAGGAGGCGUUGCAGCAGCUGAGGGAACAACAUAGACAGCACGGCGUCGAGUUCCUGGAGGCGGUGGCGGCGCUGGACACGGGCGCCGUGGAGCGCUGCCGGCGCGCCUUCUGGCGGCGGGCCGGGCGCGCGGGGCUGCGGCUCACGGCGCGCCGCGACGUGUGCGGCUGGCUGCGGCGGGCCGAGCUGCGCCUGCACCAGCGCGCCGUCGACCUGCUGCUGCCCGACGUGCUGCGGCCCAUCCCCUCGCAGCUCACGCAGGCUAUCCGCAACUUCGCCAAGAGCCUGGAGAGCGCGCUGGCGGCGGGCUCGAGCGGCGCCCCCGCGCUGGCCGCGCGCGCACAGAGCUCGGCCGCGGCGGCGCUGGCGGCCGCCCUGCGUCGGUACACGUCGCUCAACCAUUUGGCGCAGGCCGCACGCGCCGUGCUCAACAACCAGCAUCAGAUACAGCAGAUGCUGUCGGAUUUGAACCGUGUAGACUUCCGUGUGGUCCGCGAGCAAGCCGCCUGGGCCUGCGCCUGCGGCAGCGCGUCCACCGCGCACCGCCUCGAAGCCGACUUCAAGGCGCGGCUGGGCCGGGGCGCGCCGCUGGAGGCGUGGGCGUCGUGGCUGGACGGCUGCGUGCGCGCCGCGCUGGCGCCGCACGAGCGCCGCGCCGACUACACGCCGCGCGCGCGUCGCCUGCUGCUCGACUGGUCCUUCUACUCCUCGCUCGUGAUACGCGAGCUCACGCUCCGGUCGGCGGCCUCGUUCGGCUCGUUCCACCUGAUCCGACUUCUGUACGACGAGUACGUGAGCUUCCUCAUCGAGCGGCGCGUGGCCGAGCACCGCCGCGAGCCGCCCAUCGCCGUCAUGCAGCGCGCCAUGGAUGAUGACGAGGAACUUCCCGAGGAACCAGAGCGCCCUGCGGAGGAGGAGGACGGAGAGCCGGAGUGGGAGUGGGAGGACGAGGAUGAUGAGCCGCCUGACGCCAAACGACCGAAGAUUGACGAGUAGCGUUGGUUGUCUGAGUGUAAUUUGCUCAUUCAGGAAUUGGAACUUAAGUGAAGUGAUUUACUCGUGGAAUGUAUAUGCUAACAAUUUAUUCAGAAGUAAUCGACUAAACAGACACUCAACUCAGUUAUAUCUGAUUUUGUGUGAUUGAAAUUGUUUUACAAUACAAUUAUCAGAUAUAAUAUAAUUAACCGUAAUUGUUAUAAAGAACUGAAAGUAUUUUUGCAUUUAAAACAACAAAGAAUACCCUAACGUCUAGUCAUAUUUUCGUUAUAUGUACAUGUACAUUAAAAAGCUCAAUUCACUUGUAAAUAUGAUGUGUUUAGAUCACUAUAUAUGCAUGCUUGUUUAGAAGUCUUGUAACUUCAUUAUAAGUGAUUCAACUUGGCUCGAUGGUCCUGUAGCUAACUUAGAACGCUGCAUAUCCAGGGCUCACGGCUUGAUCCUUGGGUCACUAAGUGAUAUCGGGUUUUUCUGUCAAUAAAGUUGGUUGUGAUACAUAUACGUGUCCCGGUAAACUUGUAAAGUCGUUGGUGAUACACAGUUCCAUUGGACUUAGGCAGUGAGACAGAGAGUACUUGAUUUUGUGGCAAACACUUGUGUUAUUAUUAUAAUAUCUCUCGCUCGAAUGGCUCUUAUAGUCUCUGAGUCUUUCUCUGUGUCUCUAAGUUAUUCCUUUUAUUCUUAUCAUAAGGAAUAAAAAUAAAUAAUGACAACAGUAUGGUUUAUAUUAUGAAGUUACAAGAUUAAAAAUUAAGGUUGAUGUUUUAUGUAUUAAUUGUAUUUACAUAAAUGUGUUUGGAAUAUUAGGAACUAACUGUCUAUAGGCCAUUGAAGCGUAAUGUGCGCGAACUUCGGGAGUCAUUAUUUAAGCAAAAGUAAUUAAAUAAUAAAAUCAGAAGAUGUCCAUGUAAAUACACGUAGCUUAUUAAUGUUUCAUAUUAGAUUAUGUAAAUGGUUUGGAACUUAAAGAAUUAUAAAUGUCUAUAUAAAAAAAAAAGUUUUAUUAAGUAUACGCUAUAGUCAUCUAUAUAUAAUGAUUGUAAUUAUUAAGUAACAUUGUCAUUAAAUAAGUUCCGAAUGCAUGUAGCUUUUUACCAAAGAUAAUGAUGAUUUAUAAAUCACUCAUAUAUAAUCUGUUUCGAAUAAGUUCGAAAUUUAAAUUUAAGCGUAUAAGAUGUUUCGAAUAAGAUAUUAAAAUUAUCUCUUAAAUUUACAUUGAUAAUUAAUUUUAGAUUAUUGCUGAAAAAUUCGUGGAGCUUAAUUUUUGUAUGCGUUUUUAAUUUACUAUAGAUAUCGUCUCGGUGUUGCAAGAUUAUCAGGGUAAAUAAAAUAUUUUUUUACGAACAUAUCGCUUUGAUAGUUUUUCGGUGAUUGGAAGCUAUAAAAAUUGUAGCUUUAUUUAUUAUUUACAACAAAAUCCUAAUAUUAAAGACAGCAGCUUUGAAUAAGUCUGCAUUCUAUCUAAAAUGAUAAGUAAAAUAAUUUAAGAUUCAGGAGUGUGUACAAGUGUAUUUGAAAAUAUUUUUAAUUGAUUAUUUAAUUUAAAACGGAUUAUAACAUAAAUAGUACUAUAAAUAGUAGUUGAUUUCCAAUCACGCUUAUAUUAUUUAAAGAGUUUUAGUUGCACACUAGUGUUUAAAAUUUUAAGAAACAUAAUAUAUAUUGAAAUCUGUACGUAAUACGAUUAUAAUUGUAGCAGUAUAUUCUUUGUAUAUAAUAAUAUCAAUAUAUUUUCUGAGAAUUGUCUCAAAAUAAGUAUAAAAACACGUUUGAAUGGAAAAUAUCUUAUAUUUGUGUAAGACUUACAUUAAAAUGUUACCUUCAGUACUAAGUCAUUUAUAUUCUGUAAUGUACAACAACUUUGUAUAUAAUGAAUGUCUUAAUCGAUUGACGUGGUAAUUAUACAAAAAAAGGGAAUAUUGUCUAUGGUACCAUCAAUAAAAUCGCACUGUAUACGUAGCUGUCUAUGGUAAGUGUCAAUCACUUUUAUAUCAUGUAGAGGUUAAAAUAUGGACCCUUUAACAUAUCACAAUAAAUCUGUCAUUUUUCCGUAGUUGUCAAUCAAAUGCCAAAACGGUGUAAUAAAUAAUGAUAUAAAUAUUGAUGUUUGCUGUAAACGAUAUGUAUGUAAUUAUAUAAUAAAGUGUUAUACGUAAUUAGUGUCAAAGUAUGUAUAUUGUAUACAUACUUAAACAUUUAUACCUGCGGAGGAGGCUAUGUAUCAUUAAGAGAAAAAAACCUUUUUUUAAAUAUCUUGUUUGUUACAGCAUGCCUACUGGAACUUUUUUGUGCAAGAUUUUUAAUUGUAGUCAAUAAAUUUUAAUUGAAUAUCUACCAAGCUUAAAGAGUUUGAAUGAAUACAAUCACAAGUGUUGUAUUUUUUGUAAAAAUGAUAUCGAAGAAGGUAUUUUCUUGUCAUACUAUAUUUAUACGCAGCCUCCUUUUAUCUCAUGCACAUUCCUUCUAUAUAAAACAUGUACAAUUACACGUCAAUAAUAUAUCCGUGUAUAUUUUUAUAUUCGACUGCCUUUGUUGUUGCCUUAUCUUUAUAUCCGGUCGCCGGCAGACGGCGGAUUCUUACGGUUGUGUUUCAGGGCAAAUAAUUGUUACUGACGUUGUGAGUAUUAAUGUUACCGCGAAUCUAAACAUUCAGUAAAUAUUAAUUAAUUUUUUAAACUGAAUUUCGAUUUUCUGCAACAGUAUAAUCAUGUAAGGUAAUUAAAAAUAAAAAACUACGUUUGUGUACCGUGUUGUUGCCUGUUCUAUAAAGGCGGCUACUAUGUGUGUAAAUAUCAUUAUAAUUGUUCCAAAAUUGAUUUCCAUCAAAGUUACAGAUGAAAAAAAAACAGUAUUUAUUUUUGUAAAUAAAGCUUUAUAAGCUCCAGUACCUAUUAUUCGCACUUAUAGAUCAAGUAGCAUUUUUUUAAAGCGAUAGUGCAAAGAACAGAUCUAGUAAACAAAAGUAGACGACACACGAAGAUUCGCAGGUUUCAUAUUUUGUCAUACCAUUGUUAAAUAAGAUAAAUGUCAUAACUUUGAUAUAUAAAUAAUGUAAAUAUUAUCUAUCAUCUGCUAUUGAUAUGUGUCUAAAUUUAAAUGAUUUUACUGUUGCAGUAAAGUAUUUUAACUAUAAAAUGUAGUACUUCAAUGUAAAUAUUUAAGUCUAAUAAUUUAAAGCUUCGAAAAAAAAAACUAUAUAUAUGUUUGCCUUAUUACUAGUGCAUUUAGUCCUUCUUUACGAUGACAAUAUGUGACGGUUCAGUGAAAUGAAAAUACGAAAUCAGGAUCACCUGUGCCUACAAAAUUAGAAAAAAAAUAGCUCUAUGGGUAAUAAUGCCUUAAUUACAGUUAUUUUUGGCCGUUAAUCAUCGAGAACGUUUAUUUAUUUCAGAAUCGCACUAGAUUUAGAUGUAUGUUUACUGCGUAUAAGUUACUACACGUAUUCUCUGCGCGUAUGAAGUUCGCAAAUUAAAUGUUACUAUAUCAAUAUUACAUAUUAAUAGUAUAGAUGUAACCAUUAUGUGUCAUGUCUAAGGUAAAUGUAAUGAGUGUCUUGAUAUUUGAAGACGAACUGUAGCUAAUACUCUCUUUAUCUUAUUACGGACAAUAGAAACGUUGUGUACAAAAUGGCCGCUUGUGAUUAUCUGCCACAUAUUUGAUUUAGAAAUUAGAAUUAUGCUGAAUUAAUAUUUUAAUUGUUUGGUUAAUUUUAAAUUUAAUAAUAAAUCAUUUUGUCAGGUUGUGAUCGAAAUGAUUUAUUAGCUACAGUUGGUCGUCUGAAAUGAGCUUAACUUUUUUACAAAGCUAGGUAAGGUCUAUUGAUUUGUUUCAAGAUCAGAUGUUUAAUUUGUGCAACGAAUGAGGUGGACCACGCUCACUGUGCUUACAAUUUUUUAAAUUAGCUAAAAGCUAAAUUUAUACAUGAUCCAUUUCACUGUGGUACUAGAUAUUAUUAUUCAUUUUCAAAUGUAGUUUUUGUUUAAAUGUUACGUUCGAAAAUAUGAUUGCGUUAAGAGCGUGGAUCCGAGGCAUGUGACUGUUAGUCUGUAAGCAUCUUCUUGUAUUUUAUUGUUGUAUAUCAUUCAAGCGCUGAGAUGUAAGCGGAAGACGGUAUCAUGUAUUGUCUGAAAAUAAAGCUAGUCAUGUGU
This is a messenger RNA of Vanessa atalanta (red admiral), 6397 nucleotides long. It is a transcript of the gene Rfx, whose product is annotated as transcription factor RFX3. The transcript has 15 exons. NCBI's taxonomy places the organism in Eukaryota, Metazoa, Arthropoda, Insecta, Lepidoptera, Nymphalidae. Gene Ontology annotation, molecular function: RNA polymerase II cis-regulatory region sequence-specific DNA binding; DNA-binding transcription factor activity, RNA polymerase II-specific. Gene Ontology annotation, biological process: regulation of transcription by RNA polymerase II. The record is from RefSeq and is a predicted model, not a curated record. The coding region runs from base 249 to 2249 and encodes 666 amino acids.